AUGGCUAGGGACGGGGCCGGGCGCUGGGCAGGUACGGGGCCGGGUGCUGGGCUAGGGACGGGGCCGGGUGCUGGGCAGGUACAGGGCCGGGCGUUGGGCAGGUACGGGGCCGGGCACUGGGCAGGUACGGGGCCGGGCGCUGGGCAGGUACGGGGCCGGGCACUGGGCAGGUACGGGGCCGGGCGCUGGGCAGGGACGGGGCCGGGCGCUGGGCAGGUACGGGGCCGGGCGCUGGGCAGGUACGGGGCCGGGCUCUGCGCAGGUACGGGGCCGGGCGCUGGGCAGGUACGGGGCUGGGCGCUGGGCAGGUACGGGGCCGGGCGCUGGGCAGGUACGGGGCCGGGCGCUGGGCAGGUACAGGGCCGGGCGCUGGGCAGGUACGGGGCCGGGCGCUGGGCUGGUACGGGGCCACGCGCUGGGCAGGUACGAGGCCGGGCGCUGGGCUGGUACGGGGCCACGCGCUGGGCAGGUACGGGGCCGGGCUCUGGGCAGGUACGGGGCCGGGCUCUGGGCAGGUACGGGGCCGGGCGCUGGGCAGGUACAGGGCCGGGCGCUGGGCAGAUACGGGGCCGGGCGCUGGGCAGGUACGGGGCCGGGCGCUGGCAGGUACAGGGCCGGGCGCUGGGCAGGAACGGGGCCGGGCGCUGGGCUCUGAACUGGGGCCGAGGGGCCAAACAAGGGGCUGGGCGCUGGGCGAGGGACAAGGCCGGGCGCAAGUGUCGACGGGCCGGGGAUAGGGCACGCGGGCAGGAGGAACCCCCUCUUACCACCCCCUCACCCAGCAUGUUGCAACAGGGCACCGGGGCCGCGGUUAGGGGCGGCAGGUCGCGAGGGGCCAUGGCUAGGGGCGACGGGGCCAUGGCUAGGGACGGGGCCGGGCGCUGGGCAGGUACGGGGCCGGGUGCUGGGCAGGUACAGGGCCGGGCGCUGGGCAGGAACGGGGCCGGGCGCUGGGCAGGUACGGGGCCGGGCGCUGGGCAGGUACAGGGCCGGGCGCUGGGCCGGUACGGGGCCGGGCGCUGGGCAAGUACGGGGCCGGGCGCUGGGCAGGUACAGGGCCGGGCGCUGGGCAGGUACGGGGCCGGGCGCUGGGCAGGUACGGGGCCGGGCGCUGGGCAGGUACGGGGCCGGGCGCUGGGCAGGUACGGGGCAGCGCGCUGGGCAGGUACGGGGCCGGGCGCUGGGCGCGGAACGGGGCCGGGCGCGGGCUAG
Messenger RNA from Closterium sp. Naga37s-1, 1212 nucleotides. The record is from the annotation of a GenBank genome assembly. Lineage: Eukaryota; Viridiplantae; Streptophyta; Zygnematophyceae; Desmidiales; Closteriaceae.